UUUGUUUUGAUACAUUUACAUUUAUUUACAUUUUUAUUUGCAUACUUAUUAGAUAACGAAUUCUUAUCAAGUUUUUAAUUAUUAUUUUAUUAGAAAACUCCUUUAAAAUGAGACGUAUUUCUAGAAUAAGUUGUGUUUAUUUGAAGAAUCUUAAAGAAAGCAAUAUAAAUCAACAAAGAUUAUUAUUCACUGGCACAGUACAGGCAAGACCAUGUUUAGCUUUGGAAUGGGAAACAAGCAAGGAAACAAUAUUUAAUAAUUUAAAUUUUAAUCAACAAAAACGUGCCUAUGCUCCAACCACAACAUCUAAUGCCCAAGAAUGCUGGAAUUGUAAAAAGGAACCAAAGCAAGGAGAAAAUUUAAUGAUGUGUCCACACUGUGGUCAUUUGCAAGAUGUAAACACAGAGAUUAACUUUUUCGAACUCUUGGAAUUUCCACAAAAAUUUGAUUUGGAGGCACAAUUACUAACAAAACGUUUCAGACAACUGCAAACUGUGGUACAUCCAGAUAAAUUUAGCAAUAAAACGUCCCGUGAGCAAACAAAUUCUGCUGAUUGGAGUUCAUUAAUCAACAAGGCCUACAAAACUUUGUCCGUUCCACUAGAACGUGGUCAGUAUUUAUUGCAGUUAAAUGGCCGGCAAAUACCCCAAGAUAAUAGUGCUCUUAAUAAAGAGUUUCUCAUGGAAAUGAUGGAACGUAAUGAAGAGGUCGAUGAUGCCUCGACUAAAAAUGAAUUAGAUGCCAUAAAUGAAAGUUUAGCAAAAGAACUGCAAGAAAAGGUUGUAGCUUUAGCAAAUGCAUUUGCGGAGAAUAAUUUAGAUAAGGCCACCUCAUUAUUGGUUGAAAUGAAAUAUUUAAUAAGUAUACAGAAGACAAUUAAAAAUAAAUUACAAAAAUUAAUGGGCAGUUAAGUAGGAAUAAGGAAGCACAAAAUUUAUAGAAUUUAUCGAAAAUUUUCUAUAAAAAAUGUUCUAUUAAUUAUGAAUUUGUGGAAGCUUUUCUAUAAUUUGUGAAUAAAUUAGAUAUAAAAGGAAAAUUUGUUGUUAAUCGAUAAUUUGACAAAAACAACAUGAUUUCGAGAAUUAGUCUAAAAUUUUACAAAAUUGUUCUAUUAAACAUGAUUUGUGGAAACUUUUCUAUAAAUCGUAAAAAUAAAUUUACAAAUUUAUAAAACGAGAAUUCGAGAAUUUA
Lucilia sericata (common green bottle fly) is the source of this 1191-nucleotide messenger RNA. RefSeq names its product iron-sulfur cluster co-chaperone protein HscB (gene Hsc20). Gene Ontology annotation, biological process: [2Fe-2S] cluster assembly; protein complex oligomerization. Lineage: Eukaryota; Metazoa; Arthropoda; Insecta; Diptera; Calliphoridae. Gene Ontology annotation, molecular function: protein-folding chaperone binding; ATPase activator activity. The record is from RefSeq and is a predicted model, not a curated record. The transcript has 3 exons. The coding region runs from base 108 to 911 and encodes 267 amino acids. Gene Ontology annotation, cellular component: mitochondrion.